CUGCCACUGUAAGUUAUCUACCAUGCAAACCUAUCCUAAAACAUGUUUUCCUCGAGUUUGAGCUGGGAAUCUAAGGUCUUUUAAAAAGGUAGUGAAGCUGGCGGUGAUCCCAGCAGCAAUGGGAUUGGCCUCGUUUCGAGUUUAUGCCAUGAGUCAGGACAAAACAGAGACUGUGCUGCUCUCCCCUAGAGAGUUGUCCAUCUAUGCUCCAGACCCUCCAGCAACUCACUACAGGAAUGAGCAGCCUGGAGCUCUGCAGAGCGGGCUGGGUGUGGUCCGGGUGGGGCUGCAACCAUACGUUACUGCCGUUAAGAAUGCUUAUACCUCUGUCAAGGUCGGAGCUGUAACAGUCUAUACUGCUGGACACGAUACAUACGAGUUCCUGAGAGAUCCUUCUCCUGGUUUUAUGCAGAGGGUCGGUGUAAUCACAGUCUCUGGGUUAGCGGGUCUGAUCCUGGCAAGGAAAGGGUCACGUCUGAUGAGGCUGGGGGUACCUCUGGGUAUGGCCACUGUAGGCACUUCCGUGUGCUACCCCACUCAGACAGUGGGUGUUGUGAAGAUGACGGGGCAGAAGAUGUAUGCAGCAAGCCAGUACACUACAUCAUCUAUGGCAUCAAUAUUUAAAUCAAAGCCCAAAGAAGUAACUCCCCCAACUGUCAGUCUUGAGCAAGCCCCGCAAGCUACCAUCCCUGAGCCAGAAGUGUCAGAGGCAAAGCCCCUCCUUGAAGCUGAAUCAUCUGAACCAGCCACGCCUGCUGUUGACAAGGUUUCCCCCACUAAACCUAGUUCUGCCUCAGGCCCUGCAGAGGGUUCUAUUGACACUGAGCCUGCUGCAGCUGAACCUGAGGCAGUCACAGUGGUGGAGCAAGAGGCUGUUCAGACGGCCCUUGUGCCUGCCCCUGCACCUCCUGUUGAGGAAGCUGCUGCUUCACCUGCUGAAGAGAUUCCUGCACCUGCCCCUGUUGAGGCUGUCCCUGCACCUCCCCCAGCAGCGGAAGUUAUUCCUCUCCCACCUCCUGCUGAAGAGACAGAGCUUCCACCCCCUGCACCUGUUGAGGAGGAAGCUGCUCCUUCACCCCCGGCACCUGUUGAGGAGGAAGCUGCUCCUUCACCCCUUGCAGCAGAAGAGCCUGCCCCUGCAUCUAUAGAGGGGGUUGCUGACCCACCUCCUGUAGCUGAAGAGACUGCACCUGCUCCUGUUGACGAGGCUACUCCUCCAUCUACAACAGAGGAGCCAUCUGUGAUUGUAACAAAAACUGCUGGGAAACAAAAAUUUGCACCAGACCCUAAGCUAAUUGACCUUGGCCAGGCCAGCCCUGAGGAUGCGGACCUGUACAGCACGCGUGGAUGAAGAAUGACAGGAGGAGAAGGUGGGGGAUAUGUGGGAGGGAGGGGAAGGUUAAGGGUAAUCUUCAGAAAUUAAAAAAUAUUAAAGCAACACUUUUUUCAGGUGCCUAUUUCUCUUUUUACCUCAGUGAUAGGACACUGUUAGUCCUAUACAGGCUGUGUCCCGAUUAUCCACCCUUCUCCCCAAGUGUGCAAUUGCACACUACCGGUCAUGGAUUUAACAAUUUGAAUCCAUGUCAGGGAGGAGGAUUGAGAACCAGGUUUCAGCCAUAGUGUGUUGGAAUUUUGACCUCUGGUGUCAUCUGCAGUUUACAUGUAGACACCCACAGGGAACAGGGUACAGGUCAUCAUCUGCAUCCACAGGAACAAACAGACAUCUUUACACCCUACUUCCAGAGCCACUACACAAGGUUUACUUACCAAUACUUACUCAGUGGUCAGUUUAUUAGGUACACCCAUCUAGUACUGGGUCGGACCACCCUUUGUUUCCAGAACAGCCUGAAUUGUUCGUGGCGUGGACACAUUGCUCAGUUGGUAUCAAGGGACCUAACGUGUGCCAGGAAAACAUUCCCCACUCCAUUACACCACCGCCGACACCAGGCAGGAUGGGGCCAUGGGCUGUUUGCGUCAAAUCCUGACUGCUAUCAGCAUGACAGGGAUGGGAUUCGCAGGACCAGGCAAUGUUUUUCCGCUCUUCAAUUGUCCAGUGUUGGUGAUCGCGUGCUCACUGGAGCCGCUUCUUAUUACGUGAGACUGGUAGAACCCUGUGUGGUCGUCUGCUGCAAUAGCCCAUCAUGACAAGGAUUGACGAGUUGUGCGUUCCGAGAUGCAGUUCUACACACCACUGUUGUACUGUGUCGUUAUUUGCCUGUUUGUGGCACGCCUGUUAGCUUGCACGAUUCAUGCCAUUCUCCUUCGACCUCUCAUCAACGAGCUGUUUUCACCCAAAGGACUGAAGCUGACUGGAUGUUUUUUGUUUGUUGCAACAUUCUCGGUAAACCCUAGACACUAAUUUGUGAAAAGCCCAGGAGGUCGGCUGUUUCUGAGAUAUUGGAAUCAUACCAUGCUCAGUCGCUUUGGUCACUCGUUGUGCCCAUUCUAACGUUCAAUCGAACAGUAACUGAACGCUUCACUGCCUGUUUUAUACAGCAAGCCAUGGCCAAAUGAGCGGACCAUUUUCGUGAACUGGGUGGUGUACCUAAUAAACUGGUCACUGAAUGUAUAUUUAUUUGUGGAGCUCGUUAACACUGUUAUACUGUGAAAGAAGUUACUCAAACAAAUUCUGUUACUAACCAAACUGGACCAUUAUACAAUAAGAAUUCAUAAUAGGCUUUUUUUUUUUUUACUAGGGACUUGUCAUUUACUUAGGUCACUGCUACGCUGUCAGUUUUUCUGUCUUGCGUAUUUACCUUCUCCUAUUAGUCAGGUCAGUCUAUGCAAAUAUUUUCCAAGUGGCAUUUUGUCAAGUGAGCUGUUUUAAAACACAUUCAUGUUUUUAUAGCAUUUGUAAGAUCUUAUAGAACUGGAGUUUAACCUUUUUUAAUUUCUAAAAACUCAAUGUAUAUGGAUGCGUGGAGUUUUUGCGCAAGAUGGACACUUCCCAACAAGCCCACAUACUAGAGGCACCUGGAGGACAUGUCAUGUUUGGACUGACUGGUUUGAUAUACUACAUGGCCGAAAGUGGAUUUGGCUAUUUCAGCCACACCAGUUGUUGACAAUCACCUGUCCUUGGGUUGCAACACUCCCUACCAAGUUCCAAACUGCCUCUGGAAGUAACAUCAGCACAAGAACUGUUAGUUGGGAGCUUAAUGAAAUGGGUUUCCAUGGCUGAGCCGCUGUAUACAAGCUGAAGAUCAACAUGCGCAAUGCCAUGCGUCGGCUGGUGUGUUGUUAAGCUCGCCGCCAUUGGACUCUGGAACAGUGGAAACGCGUUUUCUGGAAUGAUGAAUCACGCUUCAACAUCUGGCAGUCUGACGGACAAAUCUGGGUUUGGUAGAUGUCAGGAGAACGUCACCUGCCCCAAUGCAUAGUGCCAACUGUAAAGUUUGGUGGAGGAGGAAUAAUGGUCUAGGGCUGUUUUUUAUGGUUCGGGCUAGGCCCCUUAGUUCCAGUGGAAAAGCUUAAUGCUACAACAUACAAUGACAUUCUAGACGAUUCUGUGCCUCCAACUUUGUAGCAACAGUUUGGGGAAGGCCCUUUCCUGUUUCAGCAUGACAAUACCCCCGUGCACAAAGCGAGAUCCAUACAGAAAUAGUUUGUUGAGAUCGGUGUGGAAGAACUUGACUGGCCUGCACAGAGCCCUGACUUCAACCCCAUCGAACACCUUUGGAAUGAUUUGGAAUGCACACUGUGAGCCAGGCCUAAUUGCCAAACAUCAGUGUCUGACCUCACUAAUGCUCUUGUGGCUGAAUGGAAGCAAGUCCCUGCAGCAAUUUUCCAACAUCUAGUGGAAAGCCUUCCCAGAAGAGUGUAGGCUGUUUUAGCAGCAAAGGGGGAGACCAACUCCAUAUGAAUGAUUUUGGAAUGAGAUGUUCGACAAGCAGGAGUCCGCAUACUUUUGGUCAUGUAGUGUAUGUGUGUUGGAAUCAUUUGAAUGAUGUCCUAGUACUUGAUGUCAGUUUGAAAAUACAUUUAUUUAUUUUUAUUUGAAUAGAGCUAUCAAUGUAAUUUCAUAUUUUUUUUGGUAUUUUACAGAUAGGAGAACAUUUUACAAUUUAACAUGUUUUAACACUUCCCUGAAUUCAGCUGUUGGAUAUAAAUCUUCACUAUGAUAAAGUUUUAUUUUGUGCAUUAGAAUAGCCAAAUAUGGAAUAAAGGCAUUUUUCUCAA
This is a messenger RNA of Salvelinus fontinalis (brook trout), 4176 nucleotides long. RefSeq names its product apolipoprotein O-like (gene apool). Gene Ontology annotation, biological process: cristae formation. Lineage: Eukaryota; Metazoa; Chordata; Actinopteri; Salmoniformes; Salmonidae. Gene Ontology annotation, cellular component: MICOS complex. Bases 119 to 1351 code for a protein of 410 amino acids. The transcript is spliced from 9 exons. The record is from RefSeq and is a predicted model, not a curated record.